This is a messenger RNA of Monomorium pharaonis (pharaoh ant), 1110 nucleotides long. Its product is annotated as trichohyalin-like. The transcript has a single exon. NCBI's taxonomy places the organism in Eukaryota, Metazoa, Arthropoda, Insecta, Hymenoptera, Formicidae. The record is from RefSeq and is a predicted model, not a curated record. The coding region runs from base 1 to 1110 and encodes 369 amino acids.
AUGGAGAGUAGCAAGAGGGGCGACGUGCAGAAGGAGCGCGAAGCCGUAGCGGCGGUGGUGCAAGCGGAGACGCGUGCGGCCGAAGUGGAAGGUGGGAGUGGCGGCGAGGGAGGAGGGGGUGUGAAGAGGACGGUGAGAGAGCAAGGAAAAGAAGAGAGAAAGGGAAGACCAACCAACGCCGAAAGACUGGUGAGAGAUAGAGCGCAAAGUUACGGCUCAAUUUUAGAUUACAUUAGUGUAAAGAGGAAAAGAAGAGAGAUCUCUCCGGAAAGUGAAGAACAAAAAGCUAAAAGUAAGAGAAGCGUAUUGGAAGGUGCGCGGCGGAUCGAUUUGGAGAGAGAGGUCUGUUCGGUGGAGGUAGAGAGAGAGGUUUGUUCGGUGGAGGUAGAGAGAGAGGUCUGUUCGGUAGAGGUGGAGAGAGAAGUGGAAGACACAAACGCAGAGAAGAUGGGGGAACAAUGGGAAAGUAAGAGCGAGAAGGAAAUCAUGUUAGAGUUGUUGAAAAGGUUUAACGAAGAAAAAGAUAAUACAAAAAGAGAGAUGGAAAAAAUGAAGGAAGAACUAUUAAAGGAAAUAAACUAUAUGAGGAAAGAGGAUAGGAGAUACCGGGAAGAAACGAAGAGGAGACUGGAUAAACUGGAGGAAAGGAUAGAAAAUAGCGAAAGAGCCACGAAUAAAGAGGAAGUAAAGAACAGACUAGAAAUAUUAGAAGCAAGGUCAAGAGGAGGAAUAUCGAAAGCCAGAACAGACCAGAGUGAAGCAGAAAAGGAGAUACAGGAAAUAAGGAAGAUCAUGGAAAGGAAAGAAAGAGAGGAAAGGAAGCUAAACGUGAUAAUUAAAGGUUUAGAGACAAGUAGUCAAGGUAAGAAUCUAGAAAGUGAAAUAGAAAAAUUCUUAAGAGACAACAUAGAGACGAACGUAGAAGUUGAAACAGCAAGAGCAAUAAAUGGAGGGAGAAUGAUUCAAGUCAAAUUCAGAAAAUGGGAAGAUAGAAAUAAGAUCAUGCAUAAUAAGAAAAAGUUGGGAGAUAAGAAGAUUUACAUAGACAAUGACAGGACGAAGAAAGAAAGAGAGGUACAGAAAAAUAUAGUAGCCCAUGCGAAAGAAUAG